CCACCAAUCAGCUAGUGUGCUUCCUGAAGCAGAGCCUGUUGCUCACCAUAGUUAGGAUUGUUGAGAUGUCUGCAGGUAAAAAAAAAAAUUGUGGAUCGGUAGGAAACAAACUCAGUGUCUCUGUCAAGCUGUUGCGAAGAGGUUGACCGAACAGGUAUUACUUAAAAUGGAAGGAAGAAAGAAAUUUUUGGAAAAUUUUCGUCUAAAAACGAAAAUGCCCAACAUCAAGAAGCCACGUAAAAAGCUGCUUGCCAAACAGCCAAGGAAUCUGGCCAAUCGCCGGAGCAUUUCUGUACCAGAUCUAAGCUUUAUUCCAGGCGAAGCGAGUUCUACUGAAAGUGCUGCACUGCCUUCCCCUUCUGAGGCCAUCUACUUUGGGAUCUCUCCUGGUAUGAGUGAUACAGAUUCGAUUGCUAGCAGCUCCAUCCCUGAAGGACCGCUUUUUGCCGAGAAAUUCACUGAGUCUCUCUCAGAGAUUCAAUACAGGUCUCAUCUGCGUAAAGCUCCAGUUUCAUCGCCAAGCAGAUUAAGUGCUCCUCCAGCCUAUGAGGAUGGGAUCUUCCUGAAGAAUUCAAGCCCAAAAAGCCAAAGGAAUGAUGAUCUUAACCUUUCUGCUCAAGAGGAUAAAAAGCCCAUGAAAAACAUCCAAAAGUUCGUAUUUGAGAACAUUAAAGAACCAGAAAGCGACCAAGGGGAGAAGGAGAGUCUGUCUGAUGAAAAGCCUCAAACUCGCAGAAGGAUGUCUGAUGUCGUUGCGGGACUCAUCCCCAGAGCAAGUUCCAUGGGAGAUGAAAGACGUCCUCACAUUGAGAAGAGGACCGUGAUGUUCGACACAAGAAAGCCAGUGUUUGAAAAGCUCGUUUUACAAACAAGCCGACCAAACUCCUCCGCAGAAAGGCUGUCCUUACACGAUGCUCAAUUUGACAAUGCAGAUGCUUCAUCUCUUUAUUCUGCCUGUGGCACUCCUAGUGAGGAACAAGUCAACAUGUCCUGGCCAACGACCUGGGAGGAGGAAGACCUUGAACAAACAUCCUCUUCCUCUCUGCUGAGAGAAAUCUCAAUGGAUGAGGGUCUUCUUGACCUGGAAAACGCAGAUGAGUCUCUAGAGGAGAACUCUGCAGAAGCCUUCGAAGACUUUGAUGAAAAUAUUACAGACCCAACAGAAGAACUUGUGAGCCCUGAUGUUCAGUCACCCUCCCCGUUCCAGAGGUACCUGCUGAGUAUUAACUUAAAGUGUGGCCGUAAUCUGGUCGUCAGAAGCAGGCGUUCUGCUACAAGUGAUCCUUAUGUGAAGUUCAAACUUGAAGGAAAGCAGUUCUAUAAAAGUAAAGUGGUUUACAAGGACCUCAAUCCACGAUGGAACGAGUCCUUCUCUCAUCCUCUUCGAGACAAAGACCACGAUGUGGAACUUCGGGUCUACGAUAAAAAUCUCACAGCUGAUGACUUCAUGGGUUCUGCCACUAUUUCUCUGAGAAACCUUGAGUUGCACAAAACACAUGAGCUGGAGCUGCGGCUUGAGGACCCUAAGAGCAAAGAAUCCGACAUGGGAGUCAUCAUUGUCGAAGUCCGCUUGAUGUUCCGAGAUGCCACAGUGAAAAGAGGCCCUAGAUUCCGUCCAAAAAAGAAACAGCAAAACCAGAACCAAACUCCACGCACAUCGGACCUACCAAAGAAUAAUCUGAAGAACCAAGUGUGGUCCGGUGUAUUUCACAUCACCCUGGUGGAGGGACAAGACCUGCCACAGUAUGGCCAGGGUGACGUCUAUGUCCGCUUUCGCCUCGGUGAUCAGAAAUACAAAAGCAAGAACCUUUGCAUUCAACCGAAUCCCCAGUGGAGAGAGCAGUUUGACUUCAAUCAAUUUCAAGACAACCAGGAACCUCUGCAGGUGGGGUCUCAAGGGAAAGGGACAAUCAUGGAAUGGCCCAGAAGCAAAACCAACUCCUUCUGUGUUAUCGAACUAGGAAACUGCAAACUUCAAACUCACACUGUUUACAGGACAGUCAAUCCGGAGUGGAACAAGACCUUUACAUUCCCUAUAAAGGACAUUCAUGAUGUAGUGGAGGUGAAUGUCUUUGAUGAAAACGGUGACAAAUCCCCAAACCUUUUGGGAAAACUAGCAAUCCCUUUACUGACGGUUCAAAACGGUCAGCAGAUCUGUCUGCUCCUGAAGAAAGAAGACCUGGGAAGAACUGCUAAAGGAACCAUCACACUGGUGCUGGAGGUUAUUUUUAACAAAGUCGGAGCUGGUGUCAAAACCUUCCAACCAAAAGGGGCAAAACUAAUUGAGGAAAACUCCAAGUUCAACAAGAAGAUCCUUGCCAGGAAUAUAUAUCGGGUGCGAAAAAUCAGCACAGCAGUUCUGUACACGUUACAGUACAUUAAAAGCUGUUUUCAAUGGGAGAGCACACAACGAAGUCUAAUAGCCUUUCUGAUUUUCCUGGUUACAGUAUGGCACUGGGAGCUUUUCAUGCUGCCUCUCUUCCUGCUGCUGCUCAUCGGCUGGAACUACAUCCAGCUCUCCAGGGAAAAGGCCAGCUCCAACCAGGAUCUGGUGAACAUGGCCAUGGGUGACGACGAAGAGGAAGACGAAAAGGAAUCUGGCAAAAAGGGUUUGAUGGAUAAAAUACAUAUGGUCCAGGAAGUGGUGCUGGUUGUCCAGAAUGUUUUGGAGGAAAUCGCCAACAUCGGGGAGCGAGUCAAGAACAUAUUCAACUGGUCCGUGCCAUUCUUGUCAUGCUUGGCCUGCCUGAUGCUGUUUGUGGCAGCCUCACUAUUGUAUUUAAUCCCAUUACGGUACAUUGUGUUAGUAUGGGGCAUUAACAAAUUUACCAAGAAACUGCGCAACCCAUAUAGUAUUGACAGUAAUGAAAUACUGGAUUUCCUCCAGAGGGUGCCUUCUGAUGUUCAGAAGGUGCAGUACAGUGUGCUGAGAGCACCCACUGGACAAAACCAGCCAAAAAAGAAGAAGUAAGCACAGUAGAAAUGCUGGAUGAAAGGCUGGUCUUCCUUUCUGUCUUCUCCUCUUUUUUUUUUCGUUUCUUUUUGUUUUUUGCGUUACUUUGCAAUCCACCUGACAACAAUGCUCCAGAACCAACUGAACCUGUGACCUCACAUACCCAGCCGCACCACCCCGACGCUGCCUCCUGCUGCUGAGGGGCAGCCAGCCGCUCCGUGCCUUGUGUGUUUGCCACCCCCCCUGACAGGGGCUGUGAACUGAAGCAGCUAGGAGGGCAGCACAUGCUGCUGUCAAUCACAAGCUGGGAGGUAAAAAAAAAAAAAAAAA
This is a messenger RNA of Cyprinodon tularosa, 3283 nucleotides long. It is a transcript of the gene mctp2a, whose product is annotated as multiple C2 domains, transmembrane 2a. The coding region runs from base 167 to 2971 and encodes 934 amino acids. The transcript is spliced from 22 exons. Gene Ontology annotation, biological process: regulation of neurotransmitter secretion. Gene Ontology annotation, cellular component: synaptic vesicle membrane. The record is from RefSeq and is a predicted model, not a curated record. Gene Ontology annotation, molecular function: calcium ion binding. NCBI's taxonomy places the organism in Eukaryota, Metazoa, Chordata, Actinopteri, Cyprinodontiformes, Cyprinodontidae.